Messenger RNA from Hydractinia symbiolongicarpus, 4450 nucleotides. Its product is annotated as tudor domain-containing protein 3-like. The record is from RefSeq and is a predicted model, not a curated record. Gene Ontology annotation, cellular component: RecQ family helicase-topoisomerase III complex; nuclear body. NCBI's taxonomy places the organism in Eukaryota, Metazoa, Cnidaria, Hydrozoa, Anthoathecata, Hydractiniidae. Gene Ontology annotation, biological process: resolution of meiotic recombination intermediates; double-strand break repair via homologous recombination. The transcript is spliced from 4 exons. The coding region runs from base 79 to 3087 and encodes 1002 amino acids.
GCACUCUCCCCAGGGUUUGUUUUGGUUUGUUGACCCGCGAAAGGGUUUGCAGCACACACACGCGCAUACAGAAAUUUUAUGCUAUCGUCACUGAAGGUUACAAAAAUGGAAACACAGUUAAAAAGUAAAGGCUGGAAUUUAUCUGUUGAGGGUUUAAAAAGCUGUACGGAUGCAUGCCAAAAGUCAAACCCAACAGUUAAUGAUAUUAUUAAAAAAGCAUUGGACAGUGAUCUUAGGCAUAUAGGACAAAAAAUUUUACCUGAAAACAUAAAUUCCGGUCAAAUAGAAAGCAUAAAAGGACCAAUUGUAUUACAACUUCAAAAGAUGCGUAAUAUAACAGCUCCAUUGAUUAACCAGGAAUCGAGUGGUGCACCACGAAUGAUGAAGCUGACAUUAACAGAUGGCUGUACAACUUGUGUUGCAAUAGAAUUCAAAAUGGUAAACUGUCUUAAACUGGAUAUGAUUCCUGGAAUUAAAUUAUGUUUGACAUCUUCAAGUAUUUCACUGUUGAAAGGAGUAAUUUUGUUGGAAGAUGGUGAUGUGAAAAUUUUGGGUGGAGAGGUGGAAAAAUUGAAAUCAAAAUGGGAAUCAAAUAGAGAAGCCAAGUGUUUAAAGAAGAAAGGGGAUGUAGAAGGCCCACCACCGUACAAAGAUUUUGAUCCAAGUAAGCCUAUACCACCAAAGCAGAAAACCAAAUGGAAAAAUUGUAAUGAUGCUAAAACCAUGGACAACAAUGUUUCCAGGCAAUAUGAAGGGAAAGAUACAUUUACCUCUCAAUCAAAAUAUGUUGAUAGACAGACGGGAAGCAAAAGUUCAAACAAUGCUGAGAACAGUCAUAAGCUCUUCGAAAAUAAUAAUGAGAAACAAAGACAGCCAAAAAUGUCGGGGUCCAAUAAGGAUGAAACUCUGUACAAUGAGAGAAGAGCAAAAACAAUAACAAGUGAAGACAAGGAUAAAUCUCUAAAAAGUAAUACAGAGCAAAGCAAAAACCCAGUACAUAAAACUGAAAACACAGACAGACCCAUUGUAAAAAAACAAAAUUGGAUACACAACAAGGCUGUUUCGGAAAACAAAAUGCAAAAUCAAUAUCCAACGCCCAAAGACAGUUUUAGAAGAGAGCAGAAAAGCACAAAAAAUGAGUACAGACAAAAAAGUGAUGAUUCUAUUCAUUUGCAUAAGAAAUCUGGUGCUCAAUCUGACCAAAAGUCGUAUGAAACAUCUGAACAAAAACAAUAUAGUGAACAUAGCAAAGAUAGAUACAUUUCUAAACAAACAGAUGAAGGAAAUAAUGCACAGAGAAAUAAAGAGUCUAACUACAAAAAAGGGGAGAAAAACAAUAGCCAUGCUUAUGGUAAAGUGGACAGAAGAAAUUAUUAUAGAGAUGAUUAUGACUAUGAGAUUUAUAGAGAAAGAGAUAGGGACAGGCAUUUUGAGAUUGAUGAUAGAAGCAGAAGCAACAAGGACCAAGCAUAUGAUAGAAAAGAUAACUGGAGGGGUGGCAGAGAGGACAAGAGAGACAUUGGCUACCAAAAAUACAAUGAAAGAGAUGCCCGUGAGAAUAAUGAUAGAAGCAGGAACAACAAGGACCAAGCAUAUGACAAGAACGAUAACAGGAAAGGUGGCAGAGAGGACAAGAAAGACACUGGCUACCAAAAAUACAAUGAAAGGGAGAAUAAUGAUAGAAGCAGAACCAUCAAAGACAAAGCAUAUGACAAAAAAGAUAACUGGAGGGGUGGCAGAGGAGACAAGAGAGACACUGGCUAUCGAAAAUACGAAGAAAAGGAUGUCCAUGAAAAUAAUGAUAGAAGCAGAAACAACAAGGGCCAAACAUAUGACAAAAAGGAUGACAGAAGAGGUGGCAGAGAGGACAAGAGAGACACUGGCUACCAAAAAUACAAUGAAAGGGACAUUCAUGAGAAUAAUGAUAGCAGCAGAAACAACAAGGACCAAGCAUAUGACAAAAAAGAUAACUGGAGGGGUGGCAGAGGAGACAAGAGAGACACUGGCUAUCGAAAAUACGAAGAAAAGGAUGUCCAUGAAAAUAAUGAUAGAAGCAGAAACAACAAGGGCCAAACAUAUGACAAAAAGGAUGACAGAAGAGGUGGCAGAGAGGACAAGAGAGACACUGGCUAUCAAAAAUACAAUGAAAGGGACAUUCAUGAGAAUAAUGAUAGCAGCAGAAACAACAAGGACCAAGCAUAUGACAAAAAGGAUGACAGAAGAGGUGGCCGAGAGGACAAGAGAGACACUGGCUACCAAAAAUACAAUGAAAGGGAUGCCUGUGGGAAUAAUGAUAGAAGCAGAAACAACAAGGACCAAGCAUAUGACAAAAAGGAUAACAGAAGAGGUGGCAAAGAAGACAAGAGAGACAUUGGCUACAAAAGAUACAAUGAAAAAAAUCCUGGAAAGGAUCAGAACCGCAUGCAGAGAAGUGGUAGGUCAUAUGACAAACAAAGUUUUGAUUUGGACAGCCACCAAGACUAUAAAGAGGAAAAAGAUGAUACAAGAGAUGUACAGCACAGCAAAAAGACAAUCAAGAAGAAUUAUAAUAAUGACCAGACUACAGAUAUGAAAAGUGUGGAAAGUAAUAACCAAACUGAAAUAGCAUUAAGCAGAGAGAAUUGUGAAGAGAGACACUCUACACAAGGGAAUGUAACACAAAUGCAAAUACCGUCAUUUGAUAGCCAAACAAUGUCCACAUCUUUAAAUAUGGGUGUACCAAUUUCACUGAAUGAAUUGUUUGGAAAAAACUUGACGCUGCAUAAUGAAAGUGAUAAAUUUCCAAAACCUCAAAGUGCAAAUAAUCAAACACAACAAACCAUGGGUCAAUAUCCUAUGAAUAUGGUUCACCCACCUUUUCCAUUAUCACAGGAUCAACUCAAUCUUCAAUGGUCUGUUACACAACAGCAAGACUAUAUGUGGAACCCAUACCAGCAGAUGAAUGUAGGUGCGCAGAAUUUCGUGCCUGAUUUGAACUAUAUGUCAGGGCAAACAGCUGACAAUAAUUUUAUGCAAGACAUACCUCAACAUCAACAAAAUCCUUAUUAUUAUUCCUACGGAAACACAAACUUUUUUCCAAAACAAUAAAAACAAGUUGUUGUUUUUGUGUAGUAGGUCUCAUUUUUGUGUUAGUAAACAUUUAUUUAAUUUAUUUUUUUUGUUCAUUAAUGUCUGUAGUCUAAAUAUUCUAAAGUCUAUAGUCUAAAUAGUCUAUUCACAACGAAAAGCAAGGUUUCUCUACUAGGUGGCACUUAUAAUUAUUUUUAGACCAUAUAACUAUUAUAACACUCUGUCCAGUUUUUAAUCUAUAUUUCUAUUAUCUUUCGCCAAAAAGUUUUUACUAUGCCUUUUCAACUAAAAACAUAAAAAAACUAAUACUUUUUGCUGAAUAUAGUUGAAUAUAGCUGAAUAUAAAAUUAUACAUUAUACAGACAUAGUAAAGAGAAGUGUUAAUAACAAAGAUAGCGUGUAACGUUAUAAUUUACAACAUUCUUCACAGUGCACUGCGGUUCUUCUGAUAGGACUUUCAUUUUUGAUUAGGAAUUUGUAAAUAAAUAAUACGACUAUGAUAUAGUAUUUAAAAAUAUUUUCACUCCGGAUAUUUCUCUAUUAACAUAUUUGUUGCUGCAAAAAGUCUAUUGUUAGAAAAUAGGAAUGCACUAAAACACUCUGCACAUCCUUUAUUUUGGUUAAGUUGAAAUUAAAACAAAAAAUCAUGAGGUUGUAAUAAGUUGUAGCUCAAAAAGGCUAGCAGGCCAUAAAUACAGGCCUACUUAUGCUUUGGUGAUUAAACUUGACACGCUGGCAGAGAGUCUCAAUUUUCAGGGGAAAAAAUAAAUUUUAGGAUGUCAUUGCCUAAAAAAGGUCAUUUUCCGAAUUUUGCAAUAAAUUCUAGUUUCUUAAGCAUUACUGAAAUCACCAAAUUUUGGCACUCGGUUACAGGCUAAACAAAUGUUAUGGCUGCAGGCACUUUAUCCCACCUCCGGUGCUAAUAGGAUUAAGAUGUUAUUUCUAAUAUAUUACAUAGAACAAAUUUUUAUUUAAUGGAUUUUUAUUUUUUUUGUCUGAAAAAGCUUUUUAAAAUAUCUAUAUUGCUUAAGGAAAAGGUUUUGAAAGCCAAUUUAUUCACGUGCGCUAAGCAUUUUGUUAUGGUCAAAGGAGAAGGUACCAUGAUACCUAGCUAUAGCUACCACUUCGUGGUUCCAAGGUCAGUCACAUGAUUUUCUUUCCAAAAAUCCUAUCCCCUUUCUAUAUGUAACAGCUACCAGUUCAUCCUUUUUUAAUAUCAUUAAGAAAAACGUUUGGCUUUCGAUUUUCUUGAAUUGAUUCUGCAACGUGUGACGCCCUGGGUCUCCUUACAUUGACAAUAGUAAUAGUAAAAUAUUUAGGAAGACCAGUUAUUUAGCAAUUUUUGUAUAAGAUGUAAGACGAAGGUAUUUAUUUUGCAAAA